AUGACACUGGGAGCCAAAAGGCCUCGUCUCAAUCUGAGGCAGGGCCUCGAUCGCGAUGUAUACAUGGUCAUGAAGAAGCUCGAAGAUGCGAAUGACGGCAAACCCUUCAAGACCACAACAGCCGUCUAUGACGCUAUCAAGAGGUCUAAUUCCAGCCUCAGCCGACAAAAGAAGCGCCCUCUGGAAGACUCGAUCGACCGCGUACUUCAAUUCCGCAAGGAAGAGCUCGGCGAUUCAAGCGACUCUGAAGCCGAACUCGAAGAACCACCCAAGCCUGACGACGACCGUUUCCUUCUCAACAGACAAAUGACGAAGCACUGGAACACGACAACUGCUACGCCUGCAGAAACGGCGACUCCACCUACAGUCGAAGCACCUCGCGCGAUCAAGAAGCGACGGGUGCAGGACGAUGGCGACGAGCGAGCGAAGGAUGGAGCAGUUACGCCCAAGGGUGCUAUGACGGAUACAGAUGCUGCGCCUACGGAAAAGCAAGAUAAAGCACCUCAGAAGAAAACACAAAAGACAAGCCGCCACAAGGUCGAGCAUCCUUCAGGUCCGGUCGAGAUUGGAGGCGUGCAAGAAGUGCAGGAAGAUUUCAUCGAACAAAUAGAAUCCCUUCUCAAAUUGCCGGGGUUAUACGCUACCAACGACUGGCGAGGCUUCUCUGGUCUUGUCCUCUCAGGCCCGCCUGGUGUUGGCAAGAAGUCAUUGAUCCGAUCAACAGCCGCGAAACUCGACGUGCCAAUUGUGUACCUCACCGGAUGCUUUGAGGACCUAGAGCGCGUGGAGAGGAGCCUUAAUGAUGCGAUCGAGGAGGCCAUGCGAGUCGCCCCGUGCAUCAUCCUCAUCGAAAACCUCGACUGGUUUAUGCCUAAGCCUGGAAGCAGUGGCCAUAGCGAAAGUCAUCGUCGCAACGUUUCACAAUUCAUGCGACAGAUGCAGCGCAUCGCAGCUGAGCAAGAUAAAGAGAGACAAAUUCUGGCCAUGGCGACAACAUCGCGAAUCACAGAUGUCGAUCCUACAGUCCUCAAAACUGGACUUUUUGAACGUACACUUCAGAUGAGGAUACCAGAUCUCGGGGCUCGCAAGGAUAUCUUCAAGCUCAUCACCAGGAACAGGAAUCUAGCAGAGGAUGUAGACUUUGCAGAGCUUGCCAAGAUUACUCAUGGUUUUGUCGGUGCUGACAUUAUCAACGUCGCGACACUCGCCCAGCGACAGCCCGAGAAACGCAUGAGGCGUAUGGAUCAAUAUCGUCACUACUUCGUCGACACAUCAGCCCAGUCACAACCAGAUCUAGAUCUCAUGAAACUUGCCGACCAACAAUCGCCUCUUGGACCUUUUACUGAAUACCCUAGUUUACCUCUGACCCAAGAAGACUUCAAAACGGCUAUCAAAGACUUCACCCCUUCCCUACGAAAAGAUGGCUUCACCGUCAUCCCCAACGUCUCCUGGGAGCAGGUCGGUGCUCUCCAGGCUGCCCGCGACCAGCUCAAUAUGUCAAUCAUCGGACCCAUCAAAGACCCCGAACUCUACCGUCGUGCUGGUCUCGCUCGUCCAGCAGGCUGCCUUCUUUGGGGCCCUCCCGGCUGCGGUAAAACCCUCGUCGCUCAAGCUGUCGCCAACGAAGCACAGGCCAGCUUCAUUCUUAUCAACGGACCGGAACUUCUCAAUAAGUAUGUCGGUGAAUCAGAGCGCGCAGUGCGUGAGCUAUUCAACCGGGCACGCUCAUCAACUCCAUGUAUCCUCUUCUUCGAUGAAAUGGAUUCUCUUGUGCCGAAGCGUGAUAACGCUUCCACAGAGGCAGGCACUCGCGUUGUCAACGCACUGCUCACGGAGCUCGAUGGUGUUCAAGACCGCACAGGCGUAUAUGUUAUCGGCACAACCAACAGACCAGAUAUGAUCGACCCGGCCAUGCUUCGACCCGGCCGUCUCAAUGUCCGUCUCUUCAUCGACCUACCUACCCCUGACGAGAGGGUCGAUAUCCUCCGAGCCAUCUAUCGCACAAAUCACCCCAACGCCACAGCCGAGGAAUUCGACCGGCUUGAGCCCAUUGCUCGAGAUACCCGCUGCACCGACUUUAGCGGUGCUGACCUAGGCGGGCUCCAUGUGAAGGCUGCCGAAAGUGCCCUUCGACGAUGCCUUCAGGGGGCUAAGACAGAGGCUGAGAUUGACGGGGUGGAUUGGGAGGUUGCACUCUCCACCACCUAUAGAAGUGUGCAGAAUCCUGAGACUUACCGGAAACUUGAGGUAAAGUUAGGGAAAUCCUAG
This is a messenger RNA of Fusarium tjaetaba, 2268 nucleotides long. RefSeq names its product ribosome biogenesis ATPase RIX7. NCBI's taxonomy places the organism in Eukaryota, Fungi, Ascomycota, Sordariomycetes, Hypocreales, Nectriaceae. Gene Ontology annotation, cellular component: nucleus. Gene Ontology annotation, biological process: ribosome biogenesis. Bases 1 to 2268 code for a protein of 755 amino acids. Gene Ontology annotation, molecular function: RNA binding; ATP hydrolysis activity; preribosome binding. The record is from RefSeq and is a predicted model, not a curated record. The transcript has a single exon.